Molecule: messenger RNA, 6034 nt
Organism: Eriocheir sinensis (Chinese mitten crab)
Lineage: Eukaryota; Metazoa; Arthropoda; Malacostraca; Decapoda; Varunidae
Exons: 7
Coding region: 344-5611 (1755 amino acids)
Source: RefSeq, a predicted model, not a curated record
GCUGAAACAUUUAUGAAAACCCAAUUACUCUCCUUGUAGGCCUAUGGAAACGGCUAAAAUACUUAUGAAGACCCAAUUACUCUCCUUUUAGGCCUAUGGAAACGGCUAAAACAUUUAUGAAAACCCAAUUACUCCUUGUAGGCCUAUGGAAAUGGCUAAAAUACUUAUGAAGACACAAUUACUCUCCUUUUAGGCCUAUGGAAACGUCUAAAAUACUCAUGAGCAAGAGCCUAUGGAAACGGCUUAAAUACUUAUGAAAACCUAAUUACUUCUCUUAGGCCUAUGGAAAUGGUUGACGUAAGAGGCGGAAGAUUCUGAAAACACCAACUCAAGAUUUACAGAGAUGAACAAAACUGGAGGAGGAAGAGAAGGCAAUGAAGAAGGAAGAGGAGGAGGAGGAGGAGGAGGAGGGGGAGGAACAAGGGAAACUGGGGGUAGCGGAGGUGAAGAAACUAACCCAGGGAGCCACAGGGGGAAGAGAGAUGUAGGGGGAUGUGACACAGUGCCCCCUGCCAGCACCCCUGAGGCAUACCAAGGCCACACCCAUACCCACCUAGGAGCCACAGGGGAGGGUGUGGCCGCAAGCGCUGUCGGACUUGUCACAUCUCUCGGAUAUCUGACAGGGGCCACAUCUUCCGCCUCCCCCAGUGCACGAACCACAUACCCACAGGGGGAGAUUGGCGUCGAGGGGGGUAGUGUGGCCUCGAUCCCACCCAAUAUGGCCGCCUACCCCAUACCCCAGGCCGGAGGGGGCGGUGGGGGGUAUUACUACUCCCCGAUUCUUAAUUCCCAACAGUCGCUUCUCCGCCCGAUCAUGACAGCGCAGCCCCCCCUCUAUUCCCCCCUCCUGGCCCCCCCUCCCCCUCCUCCUCCUCCUCCACCCCCGUCACAGCACCCCCAUCACCCCCCGCCGCUGCCCCCGCCCCCUCCACCCCCUGCCUCAUACCCCAUACCACCCCAUGCGUCGCCCUCGGCAGGCUCAUCCUACUUCGCCAACCUCGGGGAGAGCAUGCGGGGCGGCCUAGCGGAGGUAGUGGCAGAGAGCAGCGGGGCGGGGCGGCAAUGCUGGGAGGACACCCGCCCCGCCCCGGACCAGCGGCCAUUCGACGACUACUCACGCAUGGGGGUGUACGGGACGGAGGACGGUGUAGCGGGGCGAAGCUGGGAGGGGAUGAGUGCAUGCGGGGUGGCCAUCGGGGGCGGGUCAGCGUCCACCCCGCCCCGCCCUGGUGCCGCACACAACCCCAUGGCUCACCCUUAUACAUACUCCUACACAGACUGUCGCCUCGAAGCAAGCUGGAACAAAUGCAUGGUCACAGGUGGUGUAGGAGGAGCAGGUGGUACUGGGGAGGCGUUCACAGGGGGGGACCAGCAAGUUGAAGCCCCCCAGGGUAAGACGAGACCCCCAGGACACUCCCUCCAGGUUACGAUGGGUGUGGUCGACCCCGUAAUUCCUCCACCCAUCACCCCGGCAAUGCCCCGGUCACACUAUGAGUACCAGCCUAUCCCCGGGGCGCCGUUUCUUCCGUAUUUUGCCCCGUUGAACUACCAGCAGGACCCCCGUGCUGACCCCCGCCCUCCCCAGCGCCCCGACCCCAUGGAAUGUGGUGGUGGUGGUGGUGGUGGCAUCAGUGGUAGUGACAGUGGUGGAGGUGGAGGUGGAGGUGAAAGCAGUGGUGGUGGUGGAGGUGGAGGAAAUGGGGAGAAAAUACCUACAUCAUCUCUUCUCCUCCCUCCACAAGCAGCUCUUCCUCUCCCCCACUCGGCUCCCUCCUCCUCCUCCUCCUCCUCUUCCUCAGCCUCCACAUCUUCCUCAUCUUCCACCACUCAGGCCCAGGCGCACCCACACACUCAUCCACACAGAACCACACACCACAACACUCACCCGCACUCAACCACACAGUCCGCCACUCACCCACACACAACCACACACAACGUCACCCAUCCGCGCACAACCACACAGCCCACCAGUCAUCCACAUUCAACCACACAGCCUUCCAGUCACCCACACACAACCACACACAAUGUCACCCAUCAGCACUCAACCUCACAGCCCACCAGUCAUCCACAUUCAACCACACAGCCUUCCAGUCACCCACACACAACCACACACAAUGUCACCCAUCAGCACUCAACCUCACAGCCCACCAGUCAUCCACACACAACCACACAGCCCACCACUCACCCACACACAACCACGCAGCAUACCACUCACCCACACACAACCACACACAACGCCACCCAUCCGCACACAACCACACAGCCCACCAGUCAUCCACACACAACCACACAGCAUACCACUCACCCACACACAACCACACAGCAUACCACUCACCCACACACAACCACACAGCAUACCACUCAUCCACACUCAACCACACAGCAUACCACUCACCCACACACAACCACACAGCCCACCGUUCACCCACACACAACCACACAGCCUGCCAGUCAUCCACAUACUACCACACAUCAAACCACACACCCGCACACCACCACGGGCCCCACCGCACACCCCCACACCAACCCCUCACAGCCCACGGCCCUCCCCCACGCAACCGGCCAGCUGGACUGCAUCUCGCAAGCUAAGACGGAGAUGAUUGAGGGAAGCUGCCAAAUGAGGUUCAAGAAGAAGGACCCAGAGAGCAGAAGUUCAUGCCAGGAGAGAGAGGAGGGAACACAACAACAGCAACAGGAGGGAGUGGUCUCAUCUCUGCCCUGCUCCUCCCAUGCCCUUCCGAUUCCUAAGGAAGUCAAUGUUUCAUCCUCGUACAAGAAGAAGAAUGGGAGGGACGAGACCAGCUUGACAGGAGGAGGAGGUGAGGAGGAGGAGGAGGAGGCGGGGGACGUGUGUCUGGUGUGUGACUCCCCCACCACCCCCGACGCUGCCGCCAACACCCUCACCACCACCACCACCACACACCACCAUGGGAGUGAGGCUGGUGGUGUGGUAGCCUGCCCCAUGGACUCUGUUAUCACGGUGGUGUCGAAGGUCAGUGUGGGCGACAAGCUGAGUGGCCUCUUGGGGGUGGUGCUGCCCCGACACCUCCUGCACACUACCACCAUCUGCGGCAAGUGCUUCCACCUAGUUAACGAGGUGGAUGUUUUGGAGCACCGCCUGGCACUCUACAGAAAGUACCUCAUCACCAAUGUGGAAGGAAACUGCGAGAAGCGUGGAAUCGGGUUGCCCACAAUCCACCGCCUCCAGCAACAACAGCAGAUGCAGCAACAACAACAACAACAGCAGCAGAACCACCACCAGAAUUACCACCACCACCACCAACAACAACAACAGCAACAACAACAGCACAUUCAACAACAGCAACAGCAACAACAGCAUAUGCAACAACACCAGCAGUACCACCAAUCACAGCAGGUCUACCACCACCACCUACCGCACCACCAGGAGGAUUUUAUGCAACACCACCAGAAUAUUCAGCACUAUAUGCCUAUGCAGCAGCUGUCCCUUCAUCACCACCAGCAACAACAACAACAAGACCAACAACAACAGCAUAAUAUCAUCCAUCAACAACAACAACAACAACAGGAACAAACACAGCAGCAACAACAGCCGCCGUCUCAACAACAACAACAACAACAUCACCACCACCACUACCACCACCACCACAACCUCCCACAGCACCAGACGCAGCCUCACAACACCACCGCCACCACCUCCACGGCAAGUCUACAUCACCUCCAGUCAGUCAACCAGUUAGACCAGCAAACGUCGCUCGCUAAACCGCCCAGUCAGAUCGAGGGACAGGAGGGUCAGAGUGCAGUCAGCCAGUCGGUCGCCCAGCAGGCAGUCGGUCAGCAGUCAGCCACGAAACCGGUCAGCAGUGAGAGUAAUAUGGUGUUUGUCGACUGUGAAAUUGAUAUUGAAGACUGUGACUGUAAUCUAAUUGGUGACGCUCCACAAGUGACUGUAUCUGGCGGCCCGCGACCCAGCGACUGCGAUACCCAGACCUGUCAGGAGCCUAUGGUAGAGGAGGAAGAGGAGGAGGAGGAGGAUGAAGACGAGGAGGAGGAGGAAGAAGAGGAGGAGGAGGAGGAAGAGGAGGAGGAGGAGCUUGAGGAAGAGGAGGAGGGAGAUGAGGAGGAGGAGGAGAAUAAGUUGGCAGUGUCAUCAGUGAGUGAGAGCAGUGUACCUUCCGAACCUCCUCCUCCUCCUCCUCUUCCUCCUCCUUCAGUAGCGCAGGAGGACAUGGAGACACAGCACAGACCACAGACCACAGCCUUGACACAGCCUUGCCCAGAGGAGGAGGCAGAGGCACAGGAGAGAAGCAAGGACCCAGAGCAAACAGAGGAGGAUUCCCAGCCUGAGGAGCCCCCUGCAAAGGACCCAGAGCCAGUGGAGGUGGAGGAGGAGGAGGAGGAAGAGGAGGAGUGCCCUAGAGUGGAGGAGGAUGCCACAGAAUACCACAAACCGACGUUACUGGCGAAGAACAUCAAGACAAAGAAACAUGCGAAGUUGCAAAUUUGCCGUCAGUGCGAUCAGGUCUUCAGCAACCGCCAGGCACUCGUAAGGCACAUUGAGCGCCGCCAUAAAGCCUACGCCUUCACCUUCACCUGCGACACGUGCCGUAAGAAGUUCAGCUCGGAGCGCGCCCUGGCCCGCCAUGUCCAGCAGCACAAGACAUACCCAUGCAAGCUCUGCGACAACAUCUUCCUGCGCAAGGCCAAGCUCAAGAAGCACCUUGAGGAGCACACCAAGGAGAGCCUGGCCUGCAAGGUGUGCGGGCGGGAGUGUGCGUCGCUGCAGGCUCUCAUCUCACACAUGAAGACGCACACCGCCGCCGCCGCCGCAGCCAAGACCCACACCUGCCACACCUGCCACAAGACCUUCGCCAGCAACAGGAAUCUUCAGGUGCACGCCCGUACGCACACCGGGGAGCGGCCCUUCACCUGCGACAACUGUGGGCGCGCGUUCAGCCACCGCAGCAACAUGCAGGCGCACCGUGACGCCUGCACCGGCCAGUACAGCCACCAGUGCCACAUAUGCGGCCGUGGCUUCCCCCUGGAGUCCCUGUACCGCCGCCACCUGGCCGAGCACGAGGGCCAUUAUGCGCACCGCUGCACCAUCUGCAAGAAGGGCUUCAGCAAGGCCUCGGGACUGCGCUCACACCUGUCCGUGCACAGCGCCCAGCGGCCAACCUUCCCCUGCCAGGUCUGCGGACACACCCUAGCCACGGCCUCGGGUCUGGCCGCCCACGUCGCCGGCCACGCGGGGAAGGGCCGGAAGCCGUGUCGAGUCUGUGGGAAGGUCCUGGCACGUGCCUCAGACCUCCGCGACCACCUGGACCGCCACGCCGGCACCCGCGCCCACCAGUGCCAGGUGUGCCAGGAGGCCUUCUACUACCGCUCCAACCUCAGCCACCACAUGCGCACCGCCCACCACCUCCGCCGCCCCCACGUCUGCGCCCUCUGCGGCCGCUCCUUCUCCUCCGCCUACAACCACAAGCUUCACCUCAGGACCCACAGCGGGGAGCGCCCACACCAGUGCAAGUCCUGCGGCAAGUCCUUCACCACCAAGGCAAACUACAACCGCCACCUCAAGUGCCAUGUCACCCAGGCCAUGACGCCCCUCAGUGCCGCGGGGGCCGAGUGAGUCUGCCGGGGACUGAGGCGGGCUGUGUGUAAGGCUCCUUGGGCUUGGCUGGGCUUGGGAGGAAAAAGAAAUGAGAAUGAAAGGAGGAAGAGGAAGGAACGAAAAAUUUAAAAGUGAAAAAAAUAAAAGGAGGAGGAAGAGGAAUGAAGAUGAAUAACUGGAAGAGGAGAAGAAGGAGGAGGGAAAGAGGAAUGAGAGAAGGAAGAGGAAGAAGAGAAGAUGAUAGGCAGACUGUGAUACUGAUAUGUGUGUGUGUGUGAGAGAGAGAGAGAAUUACCUAAGCCAACCAUAAGACUUCCAGCUGUAUCUAGUCAAUUAUUUAAUACUGUACAUAGCAAUAAGUUAAUUCUAGUAUAUUUAAAAACUUUAUAUAUAACUAUUUUAUACUGACAAUUAUAUUUUCAUGAAUAGAAACAGACUUUU